This is a messenger RNA of Acromyrmex echinatior (Panamanian leafcutter ant), 3712 nucleotides long. Its product is annotated as proton-coupled zinc antiporter SLC30A2. NCBI's taxonomy places the organism in Eukaryota, Metazoa, Arthropoda, Insecta, Hymenoptera, Formicidae. Gene Ontology annotation, biological process: zinc ion transmembrane transport; response to zinc ion. Gene Ontology annotation, cellular component: plasma membrane. The record is from RefSeq and is a predicted model, not a curated record. Gene Ontology annotation, molecular function: zinc ion transmembrane transporter activity.
AAGCAUCUGUUGACACCAAAAAGUACAUGCGGAGUGAUCGUCAAACUCUAAGAUACAAGAUAUAUCGGUGAUACUUAUAGAUAUAACAAAGGUGGGGGGAAGUGUUCAGAAGUUUUAAAAACUAAGCAAGGUGCGAUAAGAAGAGUUUUAUCUAAAAAGCGGCUAAUUCAAUCAGAAUUUCUUAAAUCGGAGCUACUUUUUCCCCAACGAUUUCUCUCGGACGAGUUCAAAGACUCGAAGUUACUAACUAUUUUUUACUAAAAAAUAGUUAGUGUUCUUUACGAAGGCGAGUGUGGGACGAAAGCUCGACGGGAGAGACGUAUCUUCUCCAAAUGGAGAUAGAAGAAAGAGACGGUGAGAGAAGAUAGAGCAGCGAGUGAGAGAGCAAAGUAUUAGUGUAAGUGGGGAUUUCUGAUAAAGACAGACUAUCUGGCAAGGAAAGGCCAGAGAGACUGAGGAGACUGGGAAGGAAAGAUGUAAAAAAAAAAGGAAAGAAAAAGAGAAAGAGGUGGAAAGAGAGUGUUCGUAUAUAAGAAGAAGAUAGACCGAUCGCUAAUGUUAGAUCUUUUAUCUGUCAGACGAACGGACCCAGGCUGACCACGGGUCUUCUUCCACCGAAAGAGCGGCAAGCCGUGCCUUCGUUCUUCGUUCGACGAGUGACGGUUGCAGUCGAUUCGCGUCUCUCUGAUCGUCCGGAGGACAACAAUCCACACGACUUCACUGAUUACAACACGUACCAGUCACCGUGCCUCCUUCCUCGACCGUCGCCUCCAUCCAAGGCGGUUUCUCCGCCUCGGACGAAUCGCAAUUUUGUCUUCCUCUUUUUUUUCUGGCAUUCAUCUGGCACUCGACUCGACUCGACGAAGGAUCGCUGAACGGAUCCCGUUCAAGGAGGACCAACACGGCGACGUCGCUCUAUCGGCGGCCGACCGACUGCGAGCUGACUGGAUGAGCUGGAUCCACGAACGCUCCACCUCGGGAUCGAUCAUGGAUGACGAGAAAAUCAAGCUAUUUAAAGAUAAGGCGAUUUAUGGCUAUGGAACGAGCAUUCCCCCGAAUAACAAUGAGGACGACGAAAAUGAGAUGUCACCACGGAAGGUCAUCUUUUGCGUUCAUGGAAAAUUGUCAGGUUGUUGUACGGUUGUGAAAGGCUCUGGCGACGAAAAUAUAGUUGCGGAUUAUCAACAAAAUUCAUUAUCUCCAGAAGAUCAUUGUCACAGGGAGAGGAAUGAGGAGAUUGAUAAGAAAGCCCGAAAAAAGUUGUUGAUCGCCAGUGCGCUCUGCGUUAUUUUUAUGAUAGCAGAAAUCGUUGGCGGAGUAUUAUCGAAUAGUUUAGCGAUAGCAACUGAUGCCGCACAUUUGUUGACUGACUUUGCGUCUUUUAUGAUAUCUCUUUUUUCCAUCUGGGUCUCCAGCAGACCAGCCACUAGAAAAAUGCCUUUUGGUUGGUAUCGAGCGGAGGUCAUCGGGGCAUUGACUUCGGUUUUAUUAAUAUGGGUAGUUACCGGCAUUUUAUUCUACCUCGCGAUAGAAAGAAUUGUCCAUAAGGACUUUGAAUUGGAUGCAACGGUGAUGUUGAUCACGUCUGCAGUUGGUGUUGCGGUAAAUCUAGUAAUGGGCCUGUCGUUGCAUCAGCACGGCCACAGUCACGGUGGACACAGUCACGGCGGACACAGUCACGGUGGGCACGAUGAUGUGGAAAAUGGGCAUGAUGAUGAUCUCAAAGGCGAGCAAUCAAAAAGAAAUAUCAAUGUGCGCGCCGCAUUCAUUCACGUUUUGGGUGAUUUUAUUCAGAGCGUGGGAGUAUUCGUCGCCGCAUUAGUCAUUUAUUUUAAGCCAAGUUGGAACUUGGUGGAUCCAAUAUGUACAUUCCUCUUCUCCAUAUUAGUUAUUCUCACUACAGUGGCGAUUAUUAAAGAUGUAAUUAAUGUUUUGAUGGAAGGUAUUCCUAAGGGUUUUGACUAUUCACAUGUGGAAAACACCUUUAUGCAAAUAGAUGGAGUCGUUAAGGUGCACAAUCUUAGAAUCUGGGCGCUUUCACUCGACAAGACUGCUCUGUCAGCGCAUCUUGCUAUAAAACCUGGAUCAAGUCCCCAGAACAUUUUAUGCACCGCUACGCGGAAUAUCCACGAUAAAUACAAAUUCUUUGAAAUGACAUUGCAAAUAGAGGAAUUCAACGAACGAAUGGAGAACUGCAAACAGUGCAAGGCGUUAUCAUAAUAAGAUAUUACUGUUAUCGUACUUAUGUGUCCUAUAGUCACAAAAUAAGGGACACAAUGUGCAACGAAGAUAUUUUUAGAUUACUAUCAACUUCAUUACGAAUUAAGUUGUUAAGAUUACUUUAUUCGCGAAAGCAUAGCGUACACGCAUCACAUUGAACUCUUGUUGUACAUUUCCUUUUUUUUUUCCUUUCUUUUUUUAACCAGCUCAUAUAGAUACAUACGAGCAGUCAAUUCGUACAACGCAAGUGUUUAUUGUGAAUAGUAUAUUGUGUGUUAUUCCGUUAUGAGAUAAAUUAUAAUUAAUUCCAUAAAUAAAUCAAGAUAUAUAUCGUCAAUUGUUUCAGUUACGAUUGUAAAUGUUUCUCACAUUGAUUUUCAUACUAAUAGAUGGAUAUAUUAAUCUUUCAAGUUAAAAAUUGUAAAAAUAAUUAAUAUUUAUUUUUAAGAAUGACUAGAAUGCUCCGAUAAAAGCAUCGACGAGAUGUUAUUAAAGACCGGCCAAAGAUUUUUCGUGACUAUCAAAAGAACCCGAAGAAAGCCCGUCCGCAAUUAUAUAGAGCGAUGAUAUCAAUUAUUUUGGCUACUGAGGAUAACAAACGUAAUUUUUAAGGACAGGUUUAAUGUUAUCCUUCCCAAACAAUAUAUUCAAAAACGAGUCAUAAGACAUCUUAAAAACAUUUUUUUGAAGAUGUCUAAAGUUUACCCAUAUAAUACACUUUAUCCCAGAGAUGUUUCUGCUAACGUUCUCAGAAUAUCGAGACAUUUUCAGGAUACUCUUCAGAACAUCCCUAGUUUGAACAUCUGUGCUGGUAAUUUAUAACGUGUUCUUUGCUUUCUAUUUCUCGUUUUUUACCUCAUGUCUUUUUUUUCUUCUUUAUGACUGUUUUAUUGACAAUCGCGUUUCUUUUCACGUAUUGCUAUUCUUUCGAAAUCCAUCAAUUUUUAUUUCGGACGAAAGAAAACAAAAAAUUGGAUAAGAGGCAAAAAGGCAAGAGGAAAAAACAACCGAGGAAAAAAAAUAUAUAUGAAUGUUAUAUAUAUUAUAUAUAUAUAUAUAAUAUAUAUAAUUAUAUAUAUUAUAUAUAAUUUUAUGUAAUUAUAUAAUUAUGUAUAAUUAUAUGUGAAACAUUUUUGCGAGAAAGAGGAAACAAAGAACACAUUGUAUAUUAAGCUUUGAUAUAAAGACAUCUAAAAUAGUCUAGAAGAUAUUUUUAAGACGUCUUAUUUGAAUUUUUUGUUGCUGUCUGACAAUAAGUCUAACAGACCAAUACAUUUAAAUAGUAAAUAGUAAACAGUCAGUAAUGUCAUCGUUCUUCAUACAUUUAAGUACAAAGGCUAAUUCUACAAUGUGCUCUUUGUUUCCUGUUUCUUGCUGUUUGUCUCUUAUUGACCAAAAAGGCAAGAGACAAACAAAAACGAAUUAGCCAUUGUAGAAUUAGUUCUUUAUGUCACGGAAAGGAAGGAAAUAAAGCAUUUUUGUUCAUUUUCUU